AUGCGCCGCUCAGUUGACGUGCCGCGGUCGGGGCCGGUGACGCCCAUCAUCAGCCCGAUCCACAGCCGGCGCGCCAGUCUCUUGAUUUCAAAGGACGGCGACGACAAGCUGGACUUUGGGCGGCUGGGCAGGGAGGAAAGGGACAGGGACAACAAGGACAAGGAAAAGGAAAAGGAAAAGGUCAAGGAGAAGCUCCAAAAGAACAAGGAAAAUGGCAAGGAGAAGGCAUCUUCCAGCACAGAUGACCUGCGGCAGUCUCUCACGGAGCUCAGCAACUUCUCGACCGAAACCACCCGACAGCUAGACCAGACACACUAUGCGUUGCUGGAGAAGACAAGCAGCUUGCAGGUCAUGGUCAAGGCCCUCAAGGACCUCGCGCAGGCGUCGUGUGACCUCCAAGAAGGAUUCGACAUGGCCACGCGCGAGCUCGAGACGGACGUUACAGAGCAGCUACGCGGUAUUGGACACUUUGAAUCACAGCAGUCCACGAUCGAGACUCUCCAGAGUCGCAUACACCUGGGAAGGCAGACCGCCGACAAGCUAGCACAGCGAGUGGAUGUGGUGCGCAAACAAAUCGAGGGCUGGGAGCGCGCCGACAGGGCGUGGCAAGAGAAGACGCGCAAGCGGCUGAGGCUCAUCUGGGCGGCUCUGUCAGUCCUUGUUUGCAUUGUUGGCCUCCUCUUCAUGGCUUUCAGCUACAAUUCCCGCGGCGCCGUCGCACAGGCCGACUCUGGAGCUCGGGGCGCAUGGAGAAAUACCACGCCCGAGUUCAAGGGACAGCAUCAAAGCGUUGAGCAGGUGCUUACAGCAAACAACCACGACGACAAACCAGAGACGACGAGUACGUGGGAAACACCACUAGCAGACGAGCCGUUACGGAUAUUCGAUGAGCUAUGA
Trichoderma harzianum CBS 226.95 is the source of this 897-nucleotide messenger RNA. RefSeq lists its product as hypothetical. NCBI's taxonomy places the organism in Eukaryota, Fungi, Ascomycota, Sordariomycetes, Hypocreales, Hypocreaceae. The record is from RefSeq and is a predicted model, not a curated record. The transcript is spliced from 2 exons. The coding region runs from base 1 to 897 and encodes 298 amino acids.